CAAUGCCUUGCUUCGUCACACAAGAUCUUCGAAUACCGACGAAGUUACAUCGAUCGGAAAAGAUCUGAGCCAGUCUUCUCACACUUCAUUUUCGUUCGAUGACAAUCUUGCGGCACACAUUUAUUGGUUUUGUACCCGUCGACCUUUCUGCAACGUAAUUACCCUUGGUACGUAAUGUCGCAAUUGGUGUGCAUUAACGAUUAUGAAAACUACGCGUUGAAGAAUCUGCCACGGAAUGCUUGUGACUAUUAUAAAAGUGGCGCCGGAGAUGAGCAAACUUUAAACCUCAAUAGAAAUGCUUUCAAAGCAUAUCGCGUCAGACCAAGAGUCCUGAGGGAUGUUUCGAAUCGUGAUCUUUGCACCACAGUUCUCGGCAUGAAGAUUUCUAUGCCACUUGGAAUUUCGCCAACCGCGAUGCAAAGAAUGGCCCAUCCCGAUGGCGAAUGUGCGUCUGCAAAGGCUGCUGGUGCUGCUGGAACAAUCUUCAUCCUUUCCACACUUUCAACGAGUAGCAUCGAAGAAGUCGCUAAAGCUGCACCUAAUACAAUCAAGUGGUUCCAGUUGUACGUCUAUAAUGAUCGAAACGUCACUCAGCAAUUGAUUCAACGAGCGGAGAAGGCAGGCUUUAAAGCUCUUGUUGUCACUGUCGAUACUCCGGUUUUGGGCAACAGACAUGAAGACGUUAGAAAUAAAUUUUCCCUUCCUAAUCACUUGAGAUUAGCCAAUCUGGAGGGUGUUUUAUCUAACCAAAUUCAGAAAGCAGUAAAAUCUUCAGCCCUAACCGAAUAUGUUGCGACUAUGCUAGAUGAAACUCUCAACUGGCAGGGCAUCGCGUGGCUUAAGAGCAUUACGAAACUCCCCAUCAUACUAAAAGGUAUACUUACGGCUGAAGACGCUAUUUUAGCUGUACAACACGGAGCUUCUGCAAUUUUAGUCUCGAAUCAUGGUGGUCGUCAAGUGGAUAGAUGCCCUUCUACGAUCGAAGCUUUGCCUGAAAUCGUGAAGGCUGUAGGUGAUAAAGUGGAAAUUUACUUGGACGGCGGUGUUAGGCAAGGUAUUGAUGUAUUCAUGGCCUUAGCCAUUGGAGCUCGUAUGGUAUUUUUUGGGAGACCCGUACUGUGGGGCUUAACUCAUGACGGGGAGAAAGGUGUCACAAAAGUUCUUCAGAUAAUGAGAGAAGAAAUUAGUCUCGCAUUUGCUUUAACUGGGUGCAAGUCUUUAAGAGAUAUCACAAGAGAUAUGAUAAUUCAUGAAUCAUAUUAUCAUCGACUCUAACGAAUCUACAGUAGGCUUGGUAUUAUCGUUGUUAUUACAAAAUUUCCCGAAUUUCUCAUGGAAAUACUUUAAUUUUCUCCUUUUUUUUCAAUAAAUAGGAACAUUUUGCGAAAAAAAUGGAAUUUUUCCGAAUGUUCUUGAAUCGCA
This is a messenger RNA of Cephus cinctus (wheat stem sawfly), 1422 nucleotides long. It is a transcript of the gene Hao, whose product is annotated as peroxisomal (S)-2-hydroxy-acid oxidase. The record is from RefSeq and is a predicted model, not a curated record. NCBI's taxonomy places the organism in Eukaryota, Metazoa, Arthropoda, Insecta, Hymenoptera, Cephidae. The transcript is spliced from 9 exons. Gene Ontology annotation, molecular function: oxidoreductase activity; FMN binding. The coding region runs from base 175 to 1275 and encodes 366 amino acids.